UACUUAUAAGAAAAAAUGAUCUCACUUUUUUUCUUACAUUUCACACUUCUCUUCAGACAAUUAUUCCUCUUAAACUCUCUAUUUAAAGUCUUAAACAGCUGUUUUUUUCCUGUCCAAACAUUAAUUACUGUUCAUGUUCUGCUUAAUUUCUUUGCCUAAGCCUAACGCCUAAUCUGUACUAGACUUUGCAAGUUACUUACUUCUACACACAGACACACACAAUAUGUAUGAUGUAUCUGUACAUGUGAAGUGAGCACACCCCUUGUCUUAACCUUUAUUCUUUCUCUAAAGUGGUGCUUUUAAGUCAAGAUUUGAGGUGGGUUUGACCCAUUAUUAAUCUGGAGACUCAGGUAUCUGGUUUAUCUGGUUUAUGGUGAAAGCUGAAGAAGCUCGUUCAGAUGGUAUAGGGCGUAUAGCAUUGUUUGGAAACUGUUGAUGAUACAAACUCGUUGAAAAUACCAACAGGAUAAAUGAUCAACAAGUCGAUUUUUUUCACCUAUUUGUACCUGCUAAUCUACAUUCUGCUCUCUUCUGGAGUAAUAUUGUACAACAAGUGGGUUCUCUCUCCAAAGUAUUUCAAUUUUCCAUUUCCAAUAACACUAACUAUGAUUCAUAUGGGAUUUUCUGGAGCGGUUGCUUUCUUUCUGAUUCGUGUUUUUAAGGUCGUGUCUCCAGUAAAUAUGACAUUUGAAAUAUAUGCUACAUGUGUGGUUCCAAUAAGUGCCUUCUUUGCAUCAAGUCUGUGGUUCGGGAACACUGCUUUUUUGCAUAUAUCUGUGGCCUUCAUUCAGAUGCUUAAAGCCUUGAUGCCCGUUGCAACACUUUCUGUAGCUGUUUUAGCCGGCACUGAUAAAUUAAGAUGGGACGUUUUCUUGAACAUGAUGCUGGUUAGUGCUGGAGUUGUCAUCUCCUCAUACGGGGAAAUCCAUUUCAAUGUAAUCGGUACAACGUAUCAGGUUACAGGCAUCUUCGCAGAAGCUCUGAGGCUAGUUUUAACACAAGUCCUGCUUCAAAAGAAAGGGUUAAAUCUUAAUCCAAUUACCAGCUUAUACUACAUAGCACCAUGCAGUUUUGCAUUUUUGUUUGUACCAUGGUACUUCUUGGAGCAGCCUGGAAUGGAAGUUGCGCAGAUUCAGUUUAAUUACUGGAUCUUUUUCUCUAACGCAUUUUGUGCUUUAGCAUUAAAUUUUUCAAUAUUCCUAGUGAUUGGUAGAACUGGAGCAGUGACCUUUCGGGUUGCUGGUGUUUUGAAAGACUGGAUACUGAUUGGCCUUUCAACCAUAAUAUUUCCGGAGUCUACCAUUAGUGGACUGAACAUCACUGGCUAUGCAAUAGCAUUGUGUGGCGUAGUCAUGUACAACUACAUAAAAGUUAGAGAUGGCCGCUUAUCUCAACUUUCACUUGAAGAUAUUCAAGAUAGAAGUACAAAGGAAUGGAAGUUAGAGAAAAAGUUGUAUGACGUAUAUACGCCAGAUAACAGCAAUGGCGAUAAUGGAAGAACUGGCAGAGGAGUUAACUCUGUCUCUGAUCUGAAUGUAGAUGAAGAGGCACCUCUAAUUUCUUCAUUAAGAAUGUCUCAUCUUGGACGCACACAGCUGAACGGCAGAGAUGCAUCGUUAUGAUGGCACACAAAUUGACUAACAUCAGAGAAUAUUCUACUCGCAAACAUUAAGCACUGGAUGGCUCUACACUGCUCGACACCCUUGUGGCGCAAAAACUUCAAAUUACUUUUGAAGUGUAGUGUAACUUACUUUUGGAUAAAGAAUGCUAGAGCAUCUUCUUCCUUUAUAGGCAACAAACAGAAAUUUUACUAACUUUUGAUUAAAUAGAAUUAUGCGAGACCUGCUUAUAUCUGAGGCUGCAGCUUCAUCUACUUCCAUAACCUCUUUUACAUUAGACUAUUGUAAUCUUGUCAUUUCCUCCCUCUGGCAACAAAUAUACAUCACCCAUGUUUCACCUCA
Daucus carota subsp. sativus is the source of this 1961-nucleotide messenger RNA. Its product is annotated as probable sugar phosphate/phosphate translocator At3g17430. Lineage: Eukaryota; Viridiplantae; Streptophyta; Magnoliopsida; Apiales; Apiaceae. The transcript has 10 exons. Gene Ontology annotation, cellular component: Golgi apparatus; endosome; trans-Golgi network. Bases 471 to 1622 code for a protein of 383 amino acids. The record is from RefSeq and is a predicted model, not a curated record. Gene Ontology annotation, molecular function: antiporter activity.